This is a messenger RNA of Histoplasma mississippiense, 1830 nucleotides long. Its product is annotated as lysyl-tRNA synthetase. Gene Ontology annotation, cellular component: cytoplasm; cytosol. Gene Ontology annotation, molecular function: ATP binding; lysine-tRNA ligase activity; tRNA binding. Gene Ontology annotation, biological process: lysyl-tRNA aminoacylation. The record is from RefSeq and is a predicted model, not a curated record. Lineage: Eukaryota; Fungi; Ascomycota; Eurotiomycetes; Onygenales; Ajellomycetaceae. The transcript is spliced from 2 exons. Bases 1 to 1830 code for a protein of 609 amino acids.
AUGGGGGGACCAGAUCAAGGGCCAGCUACCGAUGCCGCUGCCGACAAUCUCGCAAACCUGCACCUUGAUGAAGUCACCGGUGAGCACGUGUCUAAGUCGGAAUUGAAGAAACGACAGAAGCAUCGGGCUAAGGAAGCGGAAAGGGAGAAGAGGGCCGCUGCCGCAUCCCCCAAGCCAGAGAAGAAGGCCAGUGCUGAGGAAGAAGAGAGCAAUUUGACGCCUAACCAAUACUUCGAGAUCCGAAGUGGACGAGUGAAUAAACUCCGACAGACUAAAAGCCCCAACCCAUAUCCACAUAAGUUCCUGGUCACGGAUGAUGUACGAGAGGUCAUUAAGCAGUACGAGUCGCUGCAGAAGGGUGACCAGGUCAAGGACAAGGAACUGCGCAUCGCGGGACGGAUCUAUACCAAGCGGUCGGCCGGGGCCAAAUUGAUUUUCUACGAUAUUCGUGCUGAGGGCGUGAAGAUCCAAGUCGCAUGCCAAGCGCAGAAUGUGAAGGGAGACAUCCCCUUCGAGGACCAACAUGAACAUCUGAGAAGAGGAGACAUUGUGGGCAUUGUUGGCUUUCCAGGCCGCACUGCCCCGAAGAACCGCGCGGAUGGAGAGCUGUCGAUAUUCGCUACGGAAGUGGUGCUGCUCGCACCGUGUCUGCAUCAGAUCCCCUCGGAACAUUAUGGGCUUCGGGAUCAGGAGCAGCGCUAUAGACAACGGUAUCUGGAUUUGAUUAUGAACGACAGAUCGCGGAAUGUCUUCGUCACCCGGUCCAAGAUGAUUUCGUAUAUCCGCCGCUUUUUCGACGAGCGCGACUUCGUCGAGGUAGAGACUCCUAUGAUGAACACUAUUGCUGGCGGUGCCACUGCGAAGCCAUUUAUUACGCACCACAACGACCUCAACAUGGACAUGUUCCUGCGUGUCGCUCCGGAGCUUUAUCUCAAAAUGCUGAUUGUCGGUGGCUUGGAACGAGUUUACGAGUUGGGUCGUCAAUUCCGAAACGAGGGCAUCGAUCUCACUCAUAACCCGGAAUUCACCACUUGCGAGUUCUACUGGGCAUACGCUGAUGUCUACGAUAUCAUGAACGUGACCGAGGAACUUGUUUCUGGGCUCGUAAAGCAUAUCACUGGUGGCUAUGAAACUACAUUCCAUACCCAGACGGGCGAGGAAUUCAAGGUUAAUUGGAAGGCUCCAUGGAAGCGAAUUGAGAUGAUCCCUGCCCUUGAAGAAGCUACGGGCGAGAAGUUCCCUUCCGGUGAUCAGCUGCAUACCAUGGAGACAAACGAGUUCCUCAAGAAGCUCCUGAAGAAAGUCAAUAUCGAAUGCACGCCGCCAGAAACCAACGCCCGCAUGCUCGAUAAGCUUGUCGGAGAAUUCAUCGAAGAGACCUGCAUCAACCCGACAUUCAUCACCGGGCAUCCGCAGAUGAUGUCUCCGCUGGCCAAAUACCAUCGCGAUAACGUCGGGCUGUGUGAGCGCUUCGAAGCCUUCGUGUGCAAGAAGGAAAUCGUCAACGCGUACACAGAGUUGAACGACCCCUUUGACCAGCGUCUUCGAUUCGAAGAGCAAGCGUCCCAGAAGGCUCAGGGUGACGACGAGGCGCAGCUGAUCGAUGAGAACUUCUGCACGAGUUUGGAAUUCGGUCUCCCGCCCACUGGGGGCUGGGGCAUGGGCAUCGACAGACUUGUGAUGUUCUUGACUGAUAAUUAUAGUAUCAAGGAGGUGCUUGCGUUCCCGUUCAUGAAAGAGGAGAAGCAUGCAGGUGCGAAAGGGGAGAAGUUGGCGGCGGAGGUUGUUGGUGUUGAGCCGCUGCCUGUUGAGGGAAUUCGUAAGCCUUAA